Molecule: messenger RNA, 3108 nt
Organism: Lepisosteus oculatus (spotted gar)
Lineage: Eukaryota; Metazoa; Chordata; Actinopteri; Semionotiformes; Lepisosteidae
Gene: cfap184
Product: cilia and flagella associated protein 184
Biological process (GO): cilium assembly
Cellular component (GO): axoneme; ciliary basal body
Source: RefSeq, a predicted model, not a curated record
CCGAAAGACACCGCAUUAGGUUUAUAAAAUAGUUGGACAGGAAAGCGGGAUAGGAACAAAUAGUGACUUAUUAUUCUUAUAUUAUUUCGUACUGCGAUGGAGGCGUCACAGCCCCCCAAACUCGAAACUGUUGAGGAAACGACAGAGUACCUUCCUGAAGCGGAGAACACUAACGGUUUGUCCCAAACCGAAAAGCAAGAAGAGACAUUCGAGGGAGAAUCUAAUGAAGCUGGAAAUAACAAUGACUGCACUGCUGAACUGCUAGCUGAAAAGGAUGGUACCGAGGCUGGGACGGAACAAAAGGAAGAGUUGCCUGAAGUUAACAGUGACCUUCCCGGCACCAGACAGGGGCCAGCAGAUGAGGUUUCAGGUGAGUCUCUAGGAGGACCUGCCGAAGCUGAAGCUGAAACCUUAGAAGAGUUAAAAGGAGAUAGUGCUGCUGAAGAUGCACCAACACCUGUAAAAGAGGAGGAGAAGCAAGUUGUGCCUUCUAGUGAAGUUUUAGGAGAGCAAGAGGAGGAAGAAGGGCAGCAGAUCAUAGGAGAGCUGCUGUCUCGAGAGGGCAGCCCAGUGGCCCAGCAGGAAAAUGCUCCCCUAGAGCUGGAGCUGGAGGCGCCAGAAAGAGAGACAAGCCCAACAGAAGAAGAGGAGGAAGAAGCCCUAAGCAUAAACUAUGAAGAAUACAUGGAAAGGUACAAAGAACUUAAGAAGGAAAAGGCGAAUAUUAUCCAGCAGAGCGGUCAGCUACAGAACAAGUUAGUGGAGUAUUUCCGCAGGAAGACAGGGGAGGAAAUCCGUCAUGAGAAAGAGAAGCCAGUCUCAGAUCAGGAGCAGCGCUACCUCAAGUACAUGUCUACAAUGGAGGACCUGAAAUGGCAGCACAGGCGGGACUCAGAGAGCUACCAGCAGCAGAUCAAGGAGCUGAGAGCCCAGUCCCAGGAAAAAGUGAGCCAGGUGGACAGUGAGUGGAAGGUCUUCAUGGGCUUCAAGAAGGAGGUGGCAGUGUCAGCCAUGAGCCGGCGCCUAGGAAAGCAAGCCGCUGUCGCACAAGUGGAGCAGAUCCAGGCCAAUGAGCAGCGGAAAGAGAACGAGCUGGUCCAGGUGAGGCUAGAGAACAUCAAGCUGAAGAAUAAGGUCAGGAAAUUUGAGGCUAUGCUGAAGGCUAAGGAGGAGCUGGCUGAAGGGCUGCACCUCAUCGACUUUGAGCAGUUGAAGAUUGAGAACCAGACGUACAACGAGAAGAUUGAGGAGCGCAACGAGGAGCUCCUGAAACUCCGGAAGAAGAUUACCAGCACAGUCCAGGUCCUCACCCAUGUCAAGGAGAAACUGCAGUUUGUCCAGGUGGAGAACCAGGCAAAGAAGGCUCAACUUACAGAGGUGGAAGCCCUGGUAGCUCGGAAGAGGGACAUCCUCACCAAGACCAAACAGGCCCGUGAUGCUCUCCGCACGGACAACCUGAAGCUCCGGCAGAAGUGUGGCCUUCUGGGAAAUGAGACCUUGCUCCGGGACUUUGAAGAAAAGGUAGAUGCCUCCGAAGCUCUGAGUCAGAGGCUUGAGAUGCUGAGGCGCCGGCAUGCUGAGCUGACACUGAGAUGUGUAGGACUCAAGAGAAAACUAGAGCAAGCUAAGCUUUCACGCCAAUGAAAAGCAGCAGAUGCCAAAAAUAACAAGACUCUGGACCCAUUUCCUUUCAUGGUCAAUAACAUAAAAUAAAUCAACCCAAAAAAUAACUAAAAUAAAUGGUGUCAGCUGGUAUUUUCAGAUAUUUCUUAUAUAGUUGGCUAUUUAUGUAUGAAAGGGAGAUAUGAUUUCUCUAUUAUUAAAAUGUAUUUGUAUUUAAAGUCAAAUCUACAGUUUAGUAGUUGUGUACCUGACAUUCACAUUAGUCUCCUCAUCAUGAAAAAAUUAAAUUGAUUAUUUAUAUCAAUUACUAUCAUACAAAAUGUGAACAGAUUGCCUUCCAGUUGAGAUAAACACAGUUGAGAUAAAGCAGAACUCUUUUUAAAUUAAAUUAUUUCAGGGUGAACCUCAAAUAUUUUUAAAUAAAUUUUACUCAUAUUCAUUUUAUAUUUAUUGUUGUCCGGGUCACUUGUGUGUAGAUUCAUAUUGUGUAUAAUCAGUUGUCACCCUAUUGCUUAAAUGGCAAUCAUCUAAAAGUCUUAUUGACUAAAUAUUUUAUCCAGCUCUCUUCCACUGUAUUAUCUCAUGCUUUGGGUUGAGUGGAAUUUUAAAAAUCAUUGGCCUGGGGUAUCCAGCUCCUGUCCUCCACUUCCAAAGUGCAAUUGUUUGUUGUAUCACUUUAAAUAAUUUCUUAGAUGUGGGGACACAGUUCAAUUGGCCAAAUAAUGCAAUAGCUCUCUUAAUCUAAUUUGAGCAAAGAUACAGUUGUUUUUAAUUGAAAAUAACUUUAUGGGUGACAUAUUAUUAUUCAGCAUACAGGAGCAUGACGUCUCCUUGUCCAUUGGGGUGGACACCGAAAAAAUAAUGUCAUUCUCAGGAUGUGCAUAUUUCAGUAUAGAGUAUUUUGACCUUACUGCAACUUUUGCUUUCCUGUAUUUAAUCUCAUUCCAUUGGAAGCACUAUUUGAUUUAUGUUAACUUGAAUCUUUUUGCUGACCUUAAGUGUCCUGUGUGUGUUUCUUCAUUCAAAUCCUCCUACUGUUCUAUUGCUUUUUAGGAUCUAGGAAACUAUUCUUAUAACCAAACUGUCUGCCAUUUCUAUACAUUAUUUUUUAAUGGAAUCUUGUUCAGCUUUUUCUAACAGAAUAAGUGUUGAUUCUGACUUGUUAGUGGUAAAAUGCUUUAUUUUUUUAACAAGCAUUAAAGAGAAAUUAUUAAUAAAGGGUAACAGAGCACUUACAUUAUAAUUUUCUUUCAAAUUUACCUAUCAAGGCAAAGAAAGACAAUAACAUAAAACAGAAUGUAAAAGGAGUAGUUUCUACCAUUUAUCUAACUCUAUUGUUUCAGCUUUUUGUAUUGCAUUCCCUUUUGUAAGUUUUGUGUGAUUUUGUUUAAUACUUCAUCCUCAUGUUAUUUGCAAUUAUAUCUAACUAUUUUAAAUAUGAUUGAAAAACAAUAAGAACCUGACAGACCUGAAAUAAAAAGUACA